This is a messenger RNA of Cryptomeria japonica (Japanese cedar), 1742 nucleotides long. RefSeq lists its product as uncharacterized. Gene Ontology annotation, biological process: double-strand break repair. The transcript is spliced from 13 exons. Bases 189 to 1367 code for a protein of 392 amino acids. Gene Ontology annotation, cellular component: BRISC complex; BRCA1-A complex. The record is from RefSeq and is a predicted model, not a curated record. NCBI's taxonomy places the organism in Eukaryota, Viridiplantae, Streptophyta, Pinopsida, Cupressales, Cupressaceae.
AAGCUCAGUUACCCAAAACUGCACCAAGAGGUGGCUAAAACUACAGGACGGGCGCCUUCUCACCUCUGGGCUGUACAUGCAGCCCCUAAAUGAAAUAUGUGUAUUGCUGCCAAUUUCAAAUCUAUAGGAUUGUUAGGUAGUAACAAAUACAAUUGAAGAAAGGAGAGUUAAAAAGAUUGAUCGGGGAAAUGGCGAGCUUGAGGGUGGAGAGAGAGACGGAAACGGGAAAGAUUAAGGAUCUUUUCCCUCCACUCAUUGCCGCUCAGAUCGACUACCUCCUCCGCCAUUCUCAAUUGCCUAUCAAGGUUGAUCAAAUUUACACUGGUACCAAAAAUUCACGUUAUGCAGACCGCUUCUCAUUACUUAUACCAUGUUGUCUUGAUUAUGUUAAAUGGGAUGUUGUCUAUAAUUGCCAGUACCCUAUGGCUGCACCAGAUAUCAUCUUUGGACCUGAUGAUGAGCGUUUUCAGCCUCUUUCAGCCACAGGUGAAGAGCAGGAAACAUAUCAGUCAAUUUGCAGAAUUUUGUGUGACUGGAAAAUAAAAGAUGCUUCAGGGCUUUUGCAACUUCUCCUUGAAUUAAGGCAUUUAUACAUGGGUUAUCAGAGGAAACGUGUGGAGGAGCUAGAUGAUCCAAGAUUGAAAUUUGAAAUAAGCACCAUCAUCCCCCGGGAGGGAGUGGAGAUUUGCUUGUUAUCUGGAGCUGACAAUCUAGAAGAGGUAAAGUUUGCCGUGCGCCUCGUGGACCUUGACUUAAGCAAACAGGUCCUUGGAUGUCUAUUGAGACAACAGCAGCAGAUAUUCUUACAGGUCAUCUUUCCUGUAAGGAAAAGACAACCUGCACUGCCAUCUGCUCCACAUCUCAAGUUGGUUUCUUCAACAUCAUUGAAGGAUUUAUUUGAUGUUGAAGAGAUGAAGCUUCCAAUAUGGGUGGAUGGGAUGUGCAUGGCUGAGUAUAUUCCUACUUUGGAAGGAAACCUAAAAGCUCAGUUGUCGGAAGCAAUAACAUCAGUCAAUUUACGAAGAGCAUUUGUUGAAGCUUUAGUUCCACAUUUUGGCAGGCCAUUGGAGGCAGAGACGGUGUUUUGCAGGAGGGUAUCCGUCCUUGCUGCAACAGGACCCUUCACCUUCCUGGUACAUUUCAUCUUACCAAUCCAAUUUCCUAAACAACAACCAACCUUGACAUUUCAAAGUUCUCAGCAUUUUGAUUCACAAGGAAUGCCAAUUACAUCUCGCCUCUAUAGCGAUUAUCCAUGGAGCCCGAGAUGGGAUGUAUCUCAAAUGACGCAACGGAUAUUUGAGUUCGUUGUUGAUGAAUGCAUAAAUUUCAAGCAAUAUUGUAGCGAUGCUCUACAAUUUCAUCGCUAGCCAUGGAAGAACACAAUUUCUUUUAUCAAUAUUGGGGUUCGCAACAAAUAGUGUUCUUCUACAGAAUAAAGCAUCUAAAUAUAUUUUGAUUUGCCCCGGUUAGCUCUUCUAAACAUUAAAGCGUACGAAAGAGAUGUGAUUUAUCUGUCAAUAUAGAACGUCAAUCUUGUAACAGCGUGAUUCAUCUACUGUUAAUUUACUAUUUUAAUAGUAGUCUUUAUCAAGGGUACAAACUAGAAUAUUGGAAUGGAGUUAACCAUUGUCCUAGCAGCUGCUGCAUCUUUUAUUUAAAAUCAUUAUAUAAUGGUUACCUUGGCUUAUGUAUUUAAAUCGAGUAGCUUUCAAGUUUAUAAUAUCCAGUCAAUGUUUGCCGAA